This is a messenger RNA of Melospiza georgiana, 2026 nucleotides long. RefSeq names its product zinc finger protein 276 (gene ZNF276). Gene Ontology annotation, cellular component: chromosome; nucleus; kinetochore. The record is from RefSeq and is a predicted model, not a curated record. Gene Ontology annotation, biological process: regulation of transcription by RNA polymerase II. Gene Ontology annotation, molecular function: chromatin insulator sequence binding; zinc ion binding. Lineage: Eukaryota; Metazoa; Chordata; Aves; Passeriformes; Passerellidae.
AUGGGACAGCCAGCGCUGGGGCAGCCAAGGGACACAGUGCCAAAUACCUGGGAGAUAAACACUCGGGAAGAGCUGCUGGAACCAAGGGAUGGCAUUGGCAGAGUCCUGGGAACCCCACAGCACGGAGCAGGCUCUGCCACCGGCACAGCGGGGCCAGAAGGGCUGAUUUUGGGUCAGCUGCUGUUCUUUUCCUGCCUGGAUUUCCCGUGCUUUGCUGAAGGCAGGGCUAGGGCGGCAGCUGGGAUGGAGGAGAGGGGAGCACCUUUGGCUGCCUCGGUGCCACCCCUCAGCAGCCGCGUCUGCUCCUCCCGGGCAGGAAUCGGCCGGGCGCUGAGCACCGGCUACUGCCGCCUGUGCCACGGCAAGUUCUCCUCGCGGAGCCUGCGCCAUGCCUUUGGCAAGGUGCCCGUGCUGGGCGAGAGCUCGGAGAAGCAGCGCCGCGUGGACCAGGUGUUCUUCGCCGACUUCCAGCGCCUGGUGGGCGUGGCGGUGCGCCAGGACCCCGCGCUGCCCCAGUUCGUCUGCAAGAAAUGCCAUGCCCAGUUCUACAAGUGCCGCAGCGUGCUCCGCGCCUUCAUCCAGAGGGUGAACGCCUCGCCCACGGGCCACGCCAAGGCCAAAGGAAAGAGCAGCGGGGUCCAGGCACAGCCGGGUAUGGAAGGAGGUGCCUCCUGCCUGGCGGAGCUGAUCACGUCCAGCCCGCAGUGCCUGCACAGCCUGGUGCGCUGGGCGCACGCCCACGCCGGGGGCUGCGCCUCGGUGCCGGCGCUGCGCGGCGUGCUCUCCUCCGAGUACUGCGGGGUGCUCCGCGCCUCCUGGGGCUGCGCCGACGGCCACGACUACGUCAUGGACACGGGCCCGGACCGCGGCUCCGCGCUGCUCGACACCGCCGCCGCCCUCAGGUGUGACUGGGGCAAGGGCCCGGCGCAGCAGCGCCUGACUGACAACGGGGCCGAGGCCGUUGCUGCCCCCAGAGCCCAGCAGGCUGCAGCGAGGACAGCUCCCGGCCAGCAGCCCCCCGGCGCGGGGAGCACGGGCUGCGUGGAGAAGGAGCCCACGCGGGACAGGGAUCCGUCUCCCUCGCGGCUGGACGGCAACGCCUCCGUCCGGGAGCAGGCCCUGCCGCAGCCUGUCUCCCCUCUGAGCACUGCCACAGGCCAGUUGAGUGGGAAGCAGGUUCUGUCUGCAACGUCGGAUGAGCGGGUAAAAGACGAGUUCAGUGACCUUUCUGAGGGGGACUUCCUGAGCGACGAUGAAAGCGAGAAGAGAAACGUGCAAUCCUCAGACGACUCCUUCGAGCCUUACCCCGAGAAGAAGGUUUCUGGCAAGAAAAGCGACAGUAAAGAAGCAAAGAAGGCGGAAGAGCCCAAAAUAAGGAAGAAGCCGGGUCCUAAGCCAGGCUGGAAAAAAAAAAUCAAAUGUGAACGGGAGGAGCUGCCCACCAUCUACAAGUGUCCUUACCAGGGCUGCACUGCUGUCUACAGAGGGGCUGAUGGCAUGAAGAAACACAUCAAGGAGCACCACGAGGAGGUGCGGGAGCGGCCCUGCCCUCACCCUGGCUGCAACAAGGUGUUCAUGAUCGACCGGUACCUGCAGCGGCACGUCAAGCUCAUCCACACGGAGGUACGGAACUAUAUCUGUGAUGAGUGUGGGCAGACCUUCAAGCAACGCAAACACCUCUCGGUCCAUCAGAUGCGGCACUCGGGAGCGAAGCCCCUGCAGUGUGAGAUCUGCGGGUUCCAGUGCCGCCAGCGCGCCUCCCUCAAGUACCACAUGACCAAGCACAAAGCCGAGGCCGAGCUGGAGUUCGCCUGUGACCAGUGCGGGAAGCGCUUCGAGAAGGCGCACAACCUCAACGUGCACAUGUCCAUGGUGCACCCCCUGACCCAGGCCCAGGACAAGGGCAAGGCGCUGGAGCCGGAGCCCCUGGUGCUGCUCGCUGCUGCAGGGACUGCGCAGGGCCAGGCGGUGAAGCCAGAAGUGACUGCGGAGCCCGAGCCCACCUGAGGGCACAGGAGCCGUCCCA